UAUUUCCGUGUGCUGCUCCAAGAGCUAUUUACAUUGAAAACCUACAACAGCUCUUCAAUUGUUAUCAAAUGCUUAGUGCAGUUGGAGUGUUCCAAAGGGAUCGCAUUGAUCUAAUGACUUUUGAUGUCUAUAAGGUGUUAAUGUUCAGUCAUUUCAUUGGAUCAUGCGAUCCCUUAGGAAUUUUCCAGCAUACAGCUCUAAAUUUUCACCACCCUUCAAAGAAUAUGUACGUUCUCAUCGACAGCUUUGGCCGUCGGCAAUCAGUUGAUUCAGUUUCUAUGCAACAAAUGGAUAAGUUUGCUUCCCUUCUUCCAGUCAAUGUGAAAGUAUUUCACACACCAGCAAUUAAGGUCCUUAUCUUUCAAUUGCAGUAUAUAGUUUAUUUCUCAAGGGAAAUUAUGAAUGUCAACUGUUAAGUUCUCCAUGUUAAGCUUGUAUAUUUGACAGAAA
Populus euphratica (Euphrates poplar) is the source of this 450-nucleotide messenger RNA. RefSeq lists its product as uncharacterized. The transcript is spliced from 2 exons. The record is from RefSeq and is a predicted model, not a curated record. The coding region runs from base 69 to 416 and encodes 115 amino acids. NCBI's taxonomy places the organism in Eukaryota, Viridiplantae, Streptophyta, Magnoliopsida, Malpighiales, Salicaceae.